AUGGAGGAAGAUGCAGCUGCGUUUGAUCAAAGAUGCAACGAAUGUCAAAUUCAUGGAAACCUUAUUCAUACACCUUCUACUCCUCUACACUCAAUAAGUAGUUUGUGUCCGUUUUACAGCUGGGGACUUGACAUCAUUUCGAAGAUCAACCUGCCAUCGUCAAAACAACACGAGUAUAUCAUAAACGCAACGGAGUAUUUUACCAAGUGGGUUGAAUCCAUUCCUCUACAAGGGACUACUGGAGCAACAAUCGCGGCGUUUAUUAAAGAACACAUCAUUUGUCGGUUUGGCGUGCCUAAGCACAUCAUUACUGAUAAUGGCAUUACUUUCGCCAACAAGCAGGUACGAGAGUUGCUCGAAGAAUAUGGAAUUAAGCAGGCCUUCUCCACCAUGUACUACCCCCAGGGGAAUGGGAAAGCCGAAAGCACCAACAAAACCUUAAUUCGGAUUCUCAGUUGA
Papaver somniferum (opium poppy) is the source of this 459-nucleotide messenger RNA. RefSeq lists its product as uncharacterized. NCBI's taxonomy places the organism in Eukaryota, Viridiplantae, Streptophyta, Magnoliopsida, Ranunculales, Papaveraceae. The transcript has a single exon. Gene Ontology annotation, molecular function: nucleic acid binding. Gene Ontology annotation, biological process: DNA integration. Bases 1 to 459 code for a protein of 152 amino acids. The record is from RefSeq and is a predicted model, not a curated record.